Messenger RNA from Suricata suricatta (meerkat), 5458 nucleotides. RefSeq names its product lysine demethylase 6B (gene KDM6B). Gene Ontology annotation, biological process: regulation of gene expression; heart development. The annotation marks the transcript as partial. The record is from RefSeq and is a predicted model, not a curated record. NCBI's taxonomy places the organism in Eukaryota, Metazoa, Chordata, Mammalia, Carnivora, Herpestidae. Gene Ontology annotation, molecular function: histone H3K27me2/H3K27me3 demethylase activity; chromatin DNA binding; RNA polymerase II cis-regulatory region sequence-specific DNA binding. Gene Ontology annotation, cellular component: MLL3/4 complex. The transcript is spliced from 22 exons.
CCCUCCCUUACACUUACACACGCCGCUUCCGCUGCGCAAGUAGCCACGUCACGGGCAACCCCCGAAAUCCCCCCUCCCUUGGGGGGCGGGGGCCACGUGGGCCGUGGGGAACCGCGUGGCCCCGACGGGGAAGGGCAUAGAGGAUACGGGAGCCACGCGAGAGGGGCCACUCGGGACCGCUGUGCGCGACUUCUCAGAAGUUGGGGGGAUUAAGGGAGAUUUUGGUUUGGGGGGUCGAUUGGUCCUGAAGACCUAGAGAGCCAGGGGAAGUGGAGGAGCUCCGGGAACUAGGCUGUUACUGAGGCGGAGACACGGGUGAUGAUUGGCUUUCUGGGGAGAGAGGAAGUCCUGUGAUUGGCCGGAUCUGAGGAGCUCGCCGACGCCGUGCGAGGACGCUCCCACGGAGGCCGGAAUUGGCUGUGAAGGGCCCUGGGCGGCCGUCUGGGGGCAGUGGGCACUCCUGUCAGAGCGGCUGGAGCGGGACCGUCGCCCCAGAGAGCUGGGGCAGGGGGCCGUGCCCGAUCUCCAGGGCUCCUGGGGCCACUGCUGACCUGGCUGGAUGCAUCGGGCAGUGGACCCUCCAGGGGCCCGCGCUGCACGGGAAGCCUUUGCCCUUGGGGGCUUGAGCUGUGCUGGGGCCUGGAGCUCCUGCCCGCCCCAUCCCCCUCCUCGGAGUGCAUGGCUGCCGGGAGGCAGGUGCUCUGCCAGCAUCGGGCAGCCCCCACUCUCUGCUCCCCUGCCCCCUUCACAUGGCAGUAGCUCUGGACACCCCAACAAAUCAUAUUAUGCUCCAGGGACCCCCGCCCCGAGACCCCUGCACGGGAAGCUGGAGUCCCUGCACGGCUGUGUGCAGGCGCUGCUCCGGGAGCCGGCCCAGCCAGGGCUGUGGGAGCAGCUAGGGCAGCUGUAUGAGUCCGAGCACGACGGCGAGGAGGCCGUCCGCUGCUACCACAGCGCACUGCGCUAUGGAGGGAGCCUGGCGGAGCUGGGGCCCCGCAUCGGGCGGCUACAGCAGGCCCAGUUCUGGAACUUUCACGCUGGCUCCUGCCAGCACCGAGCCAAGGUCCUGCCCCCGCUGGAGCAGGUGUGGAACUUGCUGCACCUUGAGCACAAGCGGAACUACGGGGCCAAGCGGGGUGGUCCCCCCGUGAAGCGAGCAGCCGAGCCCCCAGUGGUGCAGCCUGUGCCUCCCGCAGCGCUCUCGGGCCCCUCCGGGGAUGAGGGCCUCAGCCCCGGGGGCAAGCGCAGGAGAGGCUGUGGCUCUGAGCAGACUGGCCUCCCCCCAGGGCUGCCGCUGCCCCCGCCGCCCCUGCCCCCGCCGCCACCCCCGCCACCCCUGCCUGGCCUCGCCACUAGCCCUCCGUUCCAGCUGAGCAAGCCAGGGCUGUGGAGCACCCUGCAUGGAGAUGUCUGGGGCCCGGAGCGCAAGGGUUCAGCACCCCCGGAGCGCCAGGAGCAGCGGCACUCAUUGCCUCACCCGUAUCCAUACCCGGCUCCGGCCUACGCCGCGCACCCCCCUGGCCACCGGCUGGUCCCGGCCGCACCCCCAGGCCCCCGCCCCCCAGGAGCAGAGAGCCAUGGCUGCCCGCCUGCCACCCGUCCCCCCGGAAGUGACCUUAGAGAGAGCAGAGUUCAGAGGUCGCGGAUGGACUCCAGCGUUUCACCAGCAGCAACCACCGCCUGCGUGCCUUACGCCCCUUCCCGGCCCCCCGGCCUCCCCGGCCCCACCAGCAGCAGCAGUAGCAGCAGCAGCACCACCGGUCUCCGGGCCGCGGAGCCGAGCCCAGGCAUUCCCGGCGCUGACCAUUACCAAACUCCCGCGCUGGACGUCUCCCCUCACCAAGGCCGCCUGGGGCCCUCGGCACACAGCAGUCGGAAACCGUUCCUGGUGGCUCCCGCUGCCACUCCUCACCUGUCCCUGCCGCCCUGCCCUCCCUCGCCACCUCCGCCACCCUGUCCCCGCCUCUUACGCCCCCCGCCCCCCCCUGCCUGGCUGAAGGGCCCGGCUUGCCGGGCGGCCCGAGAGGAUGGGGAGAUCUUAGAGGAGCUCUUUUUUGGGGCAGAGGGACGACCCCGCCCUCCCCCCCCACCACUCCCCCACCGCGAGGGCUUCUUGGGGCCUCCGGCUCCCCGCUUUUCUAUGGGCACUCAGGAUUCACACACCCCUCCGACUCCCCCAGCCACCAGCAGCAGCCCCGUGGGGCCUGUGCCCUUCCCCCCACCUCCCUAUCUCGCCAGAAGUUUGGACCCCCUUCCCCGGCCCCCCAGCCCGAAUCUGAGCCCCCAGGACCCACCUCUUGCACCCUUGACUCUUGCCCUGCCUCCAGCUCCUUCCUCCUCCUCCUGCCACCAAAAUACCUCAGGAAGCUUCAGGCGCCCGGAGAGCCCUCGGCCCAGGGUCUCCUUCCCAAAGACCCCCGAGGUGGGGCCGGGGCCCUCCCCAGGCCCCUUGAAUAAAGCCCCCCAGCCUGUGCCGCCCAGGGUUGGGGAGCUGCCUGCCCGGGGCCCACGGCUCUUCGAUUUUCCUCCUACCCCACUGGAGGACCAGUUUGAGGAGCCAGCCGAGUUCAAGAUCCUCCCUGACGGGCUGGCCAACAUCAUGAAGAUGCUGGACGAAUCCAUUCGCAAGGAGGAAGAGCAGCAACAACAGGAGGCGGGCGUGGGCCCCCCGCCCCCUCUGAAGGAGCCCUUUUCAUCUCUGCAGCCUCCGUUCCCCAGUGACACAGCCCCAGCUGCCACCCCCACCGCCGCCACCACUACCACCACCGCUGCCGCCACUGCCACCGCCACCCAGGAAGAGGAGAAGAAGCCACCACCAGCCCUGCCGCCACCGCCGCCUCUAGCCAAGUUCCCUCCGCCGCCCCAGCCCCAACCCCCGCCACCCCCACUCCCCCCACCGGCCAGCCUGCUCAAGUCCUUGGCCUCUGUGCUGGAGGGACAGAAGUACUGUUACCGGGGGACUGGAGCAGCCGUUGCCACCCGGCCCGGGCCCUUGCCUGCCACUCAGUAUUCCCCAGGUCCCCCAUCAGGUGCUACCGCCCCGCCGCCCGCCUCGGCGGCCCCUAGCGCCCAGGGCUCCCCGCAGCCCUCCGCUCCCUCGGCAUCUCACUUCUCUACCUCAGGUGGGCCCUGGGCCCGGGAGCGCGGGGUGGGCGACGAGCCGGCCCCCGGCCCCAUGACUCCCGCCCCGCCGCCCCCACCCCUGCCUCUGCCCCCUGCUCGGUCUGAGUCUGAGGUGCUAGAAGAGAUCAGCCGGGCCUGUGAGACCCUUGUGGAGCGGGUGGGCCGGAGUGCCGCGGACCCGGCAGGCCCGGUGGACACGGCAGGCCCCGUGGACAGUGGGACUGAGCGACUGCUGCCUCCCGCCCAGGCCCGCGAGGAAAGUGGCGGGACGGCAGCAGCAGGACCAGGCAGCAGCAAGCGGCGGCAGAAGGAGCACCAGAAGGAGCACCAGAAGGAGCAUCGUCGGCACAGGCGGGCCUGUAAGGACAGUGUGGGUCGACGGCCCCGAGAAGGCAGGGCAAAGACCAAGGCCAAGGCCCCCAAAGAGAAGAGCCGCCGGGUGCUGGGCAACCUGGACCUGCAGAGUGAGGAGAUCCAGGGUCGUGAGAAGGCCCGACCUGAUCUCGGCGGGGCCUCCAAGGCCAAGCCACCCACCGCUCCGGCCCCUCCACCAGCCCCUGCGCCCCCUGCCCAGCCCCCGGCUCCCUCGGCUCCCGGUCCUGGGAAGAAGGCCCGGGAGGAAGCACCAGGACCACCAGGUGUCAGCCGGGCUGACAUGUUGAAGCUGCGCUCACUCAGUGAAGGGCCCCCCAAGGAGCUGAAGAUCAGGCUCAUCAAGGUGGAGAGCGGGGACAAGGAGACCUUCAUCGCGUCCGAGGUAGAAGAGCGCAGGCUGCGCAUGGCGGACCUCACCAUCAGCCACUGCGCUGCCGAUGUCGUGCGUGCCAGCAAGAAUGCCAAGGUGAAAGGGAAGUUUCGAGAGUCCUACCUUUCCCCUGCCCAGUCUGUGAAACCCAAGAUCAACACUGAGGAGAAGCUGCCCCGGGAAAAACUCAACCCGCCCACACCCAGCAUCUAUCUGGAGAGCAAACGGGAUGCCUUCUCGCCUGUGCUGCUGCAGUUCUGCACAGACCCUCGAAAUCCCAUCACCGUGAUCCGGGGCCUGGCGGGCUCCCUGCGGCUCAACUUGGGCCUCUUCUCCACGAAGACGCUGGUGGAGGCGAGCGGCGAGCACACGGUGGAGGUGCGCACGCAGGUGCAGCAGCCUUCGGACGAGAACUGGGACCUGACGGGCACGCGGCAGAUCUGGCCCUGCGAGAGCUCCCGCUCGCACACCACCAUCGCCAAGUACGCGCAGUACCAGGCUUCGUCCUUCCAGGAGUCCCUGCAGCAGGAGGAGAAGGAGAGCGAGGAUGAGGAGUCCGAGGAGCCGGACAGCACCACGGGGACCCCUCCCAGCAGCGGGCCGGACCCCAAGAACCAUCACAUCAUUAAGUUCGGCACCAACAUCGACCUGUCUGAUGCCAAGCGGUGGAAGCCGCAGCUGCAGGAGCUGCUGAAGCUGCCCGCCUUCAUGCGGGUCACCUCCACGGGCAACAUGCUGAGCCACGUGGGCCACACCAUCCUGGGCAUGAACACCGUGCAGCUGUACAUGAAGGUUCCCGGCAGCCGAACGCCAGGCCACCAGGAGAACAACAACUUCUGCUCCGUCAACAUCAAUAUCGGGCCCGGCGACUGCGAGUGGUUCGCGGUGCACGAGCACUACUGGGAGACCAUCAGCGCCUUCUGCGACCGGCACGGCGUGGACUACCUGACUGGUUCCUGGUGGCCAAUCCUGGAUGACCUCUACGCUUCCAACAUCCCCGUGUACCGCUUCGUGCAGCGCCCCGGAGACCUGGUGUGGAUUAACGCGGGCACCGUGCACUGGGUGCAGGCCACUGGCUGGUGCAACAACAUCGCCUGGAACGUGGGGCCCCUCACCGCCUAUCAGUACCAGCUGGCCCUGGAACGGUACGAGUGGAACGAGGUGAAGAAUGUCAAAUCCAUUGUGCCCAUGAUUCACGUGUCCUGGAACGUGGCUCGCACGGUCAAAAUCAGCGACCCGGAUCUGUUCAAGAUGAUCAAGUUCUGCCUCCUGCAGUCCAUGAAGCACUGCCAGGUGCAGCGCGAGAGCCUGGUGCGCGCCGGCAAGAAGAUCGCCUACCAGGGCCGGGUCAAGGACGAGCCCGCCUACUACUGCAACGAGUGCGACGUGGAGGUGUUCAACAUCCUGUUCGUGACCAGCGAGAACGGCAGCCGCAACACGUACCUGGUGCACUGCGAGGCGUGCGCGCGGCGGCGCAGCGCGGGCCUGCAGGGCGUCGUGGUGUUGGAGCAGUACCGCACCGAGGAGCUGGCGCAGGCCUACGACGCCUUCACGCUGGUGAGGGCCGGGCGGGCGCGGGCGGCCGGGGGC